AAUAAACAAAAGUACAAAACUAUAGCUGGUAAAUGAUAAGCUCUUUUUAUAUUACCAGGUAGCUUGUCAAUGAUAUUGAGAGAUAAUUUCCUUUAAGGGUACAUUACAAUAUUAUAAAUAAAACCAUAUUUUGUAACAUUCAUCUGACUAUUAAACUUAAAAGUAACUGAAGUUACAAAAUAGAAGUAUUUGGUAAAAGAGUAUAGAAAAACUCAAGUAAAGAACCUUCAAAUCCUACUUAAGUAAAGCACUUUACUUAAUUCACGUAGUGACUGUUCACUGUCCACUGUUUAGUAAAGAUACGACCUAUUCAGGGAAAUAUGUAAUAUCUUUUUCUUCAGUAGACUAAAUCUAAGGCUUGAAACAAAGUUAACUUGACCCUCUUUUUGUUGUAUCUUGAAUGAACUGAACACCUGUAUCUUAGGCAGGAUUAGACUUCAUUGUGGUGCCUGUUGAUGCCUCCUCUUCUGCACCUUCAGAGGCGGAAGACGGGCGGGUCUCGUGGGCCAUCUGGGGCCUCGUCCAUGCACUCGAGGACGUAGGGACUCAUUGUAAUCAUGACAAAACGGUAAAUGUUGUAAACGGUGAGCAGUGUUCACAUGAAUGCCUAAGGGGAGCAGGAAUGGAGGGUGGCAGCAAGCUGGUAAGACGACAGCUGUGGUGAGACCGCAGGCUGGGAGGCAGGUGUUGGGAGUGUCAGGGUGCAUCUCACUGAGCCAUUGUGUCGAUUCAAAUUCAAUUACUUCCUGCAGCUUCUUCACCAGAACCAUCCUGAUGUGUUGGAUUUUCCGUGAGCCCAGAAAGGAAUUCAGGAAAUCUGCCAGCAACGUAUUCCCCUCUUCAAAACUCUGACACAGCAUCUGUGAAGAGAAACAUCUCAUUAUUUCAAACAAACUAUCAUGUUACACCAGCUUAGACCUCUCUUUUGCUUCUACAAAAGCUGGAAAUAUUGCCCUCUAAACUCAGUCUAAACUAGGCAAACACACACAAAGACAGCAGCACACAGCUCCUGCACACUUGAACAGGAAAGAAAAUACACCACAGAGUGAGAUCAAUACUUACCUCACACUCCUCCUCUGCAUGGUUUACCUUUUUUAGGAGACUCCACUGAUCACAUUGCAAACUGGAUUUUUCUACUGCAAAUGCAGGAAAUUAAAACAAUUAGGAGCAGAAUUUCAAAAAACAAAACUACAAACAACCCGAAUUCUGAAUCUCACCAAGUUGUUCUUGUUUAGCCUGGAUGAUGCGUCUUGUGUUUUCCAGUUCUUUGUACUUCAUUGCAAGUAGCAAUUUAGCAUCUCUAAAUUUAGGUUUUUGAGAAAGAGCAACUUUGGCUAAUUUUGUAUUUGAAAGCAGCAUCUUUUCUGCAGCGCUUUGUAGCCCCUGAACCUGGAAUGACCAAAAAUAGUUAAAAAAAAAACACUAAGUUGAACGUUUUUUUAAUGAACAACGAGUAAUAAUAUAAUCUAUUAUUGUUUUUGUCUACAAUCCAAACUAUUAGUAUCUCUGUGUCAGCGUUUCUUGAAUGUCCCACCUUAUCACUGCCCCUGAUGAUGUGUCUUAUUGUGUCUUCAUCGUCCAGCAGCUCGCGCAGCUCUCGGGUCCUCAGAGCAGCAAAGUGAGACAUGAUGACCCCUGCACACGGGAUGCCCUCUGCUUCUUCAGAGGUUGGUCCCGGUCUGUUCCACGUGCAUCCUCCAGGGGCGCUAUGGGAGCUGCCAAUGCUGCGUUCAUGGGCGGUCCGAAAACUAUACGGAUAAAUGUGCCUCAGCUAUAUGUAGCCUCAGUUAAUCCUUAAAGACGGCGCUGCUGCUCCUCAGUGAAAGUCCUGCUCGGAGUCAGAGGAGACUUCUGAGAGAAACAUGCAGAUUAACCUGAUCAGACAUAAACAACGGACACCUCGACUGUCCUUUUCAGUGCAGAGAUGCUUUCUCUGGUGAUUUUACCACUCUGGCUCUGGGUGGAGGGAAAGGGCUGUAGCCACCAUGAGUGCUGAAAUUGACAACAGGGCAGAGUUGGACUCGGAGCUCUAUGGUGAGCUGGCUGACAUGGUGGCAGACAUGAACGUGGCGGGCAACCGCAUAACCCCGCAGAAUGAUUGCAGGUCCGGGCCCCCAAGUACCACAAGGGUCUCAGACAGGAAGAUGUCCCUGCAGGAGAGAGGGAGUCGCAUGCCCAGACAGCGCACCAUCGAGACCAAACGUGUGUCCAUCACAGAUGCUGAUGAUUGUGUCCAGCUGAACCAGUAUAAGUUGAAGAAAGAGAUUGGGAAGGGCUCAUAUGGAGUGGUCAAAUUGGCUUAUAAUGAAGAUUCUGAGAAGUACUAUGCAAUGAAAGUUGUUUCAAAGAAGAGGCUGAUGAAGCAGUGUGGAUUUUUUCGUCGCAUCCCGUCUAAAGGACCAAAGCCUGAUUUUCCUCUGGAGAAAGUAUACAAGGAGAUUGCCAUCCUGAAAAAACUGGACCAUCAUAAUGUUGUUAAGCUAGUGGAGGUGCUUGAUGAUCCUGAUGAAGAUGGACUUCACAUGGCCUUCGAUUUGAUGACAAAAGGUCAGGUGAUGGAGGUGCCCACAGACCACCCUUUCACAGAGGAGCAGGCUCACUUUUAUUUCAGAGACAUCGUCCUGGGAAUAGAGUAUUUGCACCACAACAAGAUCAUCCACCGGGACAUCAAACCCUCCAACCUGCUGCUGGGUGACGAUGGUCACGUAAAGAUCGCAGACUUUGGUGUGAGCAACGAGUUCGAGGGGACAGACGCCCACCUGUCAUGCACAGCAGGGACGCCAGCCUUCAUGGCCCCUGAGAUGGUGACCGAACACGAGCUGAGUUUCAGUGGGAAGGCAUUAGACGUGUGGGCGAUGGGAGUCACACUCUACUGUUUUGUCUUUGGGAAGUGCCCUUUUUAUGAUGAAAACAUCAUCUCUCUGUACAGCAAGAUCAAGCACAAACCUGUCGCGUUUCCAGAGACGCCAUCAGUAAGUGAUGUAUUAAAAGGGCUCAUUGAAAGGAUGCUGGAUAAAAACCCUGAAACAAGAAUCACCAUCCCUGAGAUUAAGCUCAAUGAGUGGGUGACGGAGAAUGGCUCUUAUCCUCUUCCUCUGGAGGAAGAGCACUGCACAGCGGUGGAGGUUACAGAGGAGGAGGUGCAGAAAGGCGUCACACUGAUCCCGAAACUCUCCACGGUGAUUCUGAUUAAGUCUAUGCUGAGGAAGCGCUCUUUCAGUAAUCCCUUUGAGUGUCUGGGCAACCGGACACAGAGGUCCAUGUCUCUCCCUGGAGGUCUUCUUACUGGCCCUUGGAGCUUACCAAAGGCCUCGUCUCAGACUCAUCCUACCAUGAGGAAAGUCGGCAAGGAGGGGAGCAGAGAAGGCGAGCUAGAGGACUUGAAUGAAGAUGAAGAUGAUGCAUAAUUUACAGAGUGAAGAUUAAAAAGAAAAGUUAAUACAGAUAACAUACUACAUCUAUAUCUAUAUUAUGGAUGGUUAAUACACACAAGCGGUUCACAAAUCUUAUUGGAUUGUAUUCUGUCCAUGCUGCUUGUGUAAAAGGGAAUUGUUGAUGUUGUUUACUAGAGUGAUGAAUUUAGAUUGUUUAAAUAUGCUCAUCAGAGAAGAUAUUUUUUCCUUUUUUCUACAGCUGUUGAGAAUAUGAUCAGUCUUA
Messenger RNA from Eleginops maclovinus (Patagonian blennie), 3657 nucleotides. RefSeq names its product calcium/calmodulin-dependent protein kinase kinase 1, alpha b (gene camkk1b). The coding region runs from base 1986 to 3407 and encodes 473 amino acids. NCBI's taxonomy places the organism in Eukaryota, Metazoa, Chordata, Actinopteri, Perciformes, Eleginopidae. The record is from RefSeq and is a predicted model, not a curated record. Gene Ontology annotation, molecular function: calmodulin binding; calcium/calmodulin-dependent protein kinase activity; ATP binding. Gene Ontology annotation, biological process: intracellular signal transduction; protein phosphorylation; positive regulation of protein kinase activity. Gene Ontology annotation, cellular component: cytoplasm. The transcript is spliced from 18 exons.